AUGGAGGCGCAGCGCCAGCCGCCGGACUGCCCGGACUGGUGGGACGAAGAGGUCGAGAUGCUGGCCGAGGAGGCCUGGCUACCUGUAGCACAGGACUUCUGCCAGCGCAGCGGCGAGCCCUACAGUCGGUGCAUUCAUCACUUGGCUGGCAAGUCUUUCGUGGGGUUGAGGAACCUGACGAACCACUCGCUCCGAGGGGCCAUGCCAGUUGAGCUCCUUCCCGAGAAUCUGGACAUCGACAGCAGCAUCAAGAUCGAGCUCAGCCCGACGCCCGAGGAGCGUUGUCAACUCCGGAAAAUGUUCGGCGCCUUUCGCUUCGUGUACAACAAGCUCGUAGAUCUUGUUGGAGACGACUGGCGGCGGCUAUCUCAGGCACAGCUAAGGGCGGACUACCGACCAGUCAGAUCUGUGACGAGGCGCAAUCUACUCACAGAUCAUCUCCCCGAUUGGGUCUGGGACGUGCCGCAAAAGAUUCUGGACGCGGCCUUCACAGACUUCCUCAAGACGAUCACAACGACAAAGGCUGGCGACGAAGCGGCUCGUAACAAUGGAGAGAACCGACGGCCCUCCGAGCUGCACUUCAAAACUCGGAAGAACAACUCAACGAGCAUUGAGAUCCAGGUUGAAUCCUUCGGGUACACGGGGCAUGCUAGUCAAGCUCGGUUUUUACCGAAUUACUUUGGUUGGCGUCGCGGAAGCGAUGAAGGGAUUGCAACCAAGGAGGACUUCCCCGAGCCAACGCACGCGCGCAUCAAGCGCAUCGUGAAGGACAUGCAUCAGAAGGUCGCCAAGUGGCUGUCCGUCAACUUCGAUGUGGUGUUGCUGCCCAAGUUCCCAGUGUCGCAGCUCGUGCGCCGCCGCAAUCGACCUGAUGGGCGCCGCCGCCGCAUCAACUCGGUGACUGCGCGACGUAUGCUGACCUGGUCGCACUACAAAUUCAGACAAAUGCUGGACUACAAGAUGAAGAGAACGGGGGGCGUGGUGGUGGUGUGCGACGAGCCAUGGACGACGAAGACCUGCUCGCACUGUGGGAGAAUCAACCACAGGAUCACGGUGCAGAAGACGUUCUGGUGCCCGGAGUGCAACUACGUGUGCGACCGCGAUGUCAACGCGGCUCGCAACAUCUUCCUGAAGAACGAGAGACUGAUACCGUGA
Messenger RNA from Phytophthora sojae, 1155 nucleotides. RefSeq lists its product as hypothetical. NCBI's taxonomy places the organism in Eukaryota, Oomycota, Peronosporomycetes, Peronosporales, Peronosporaceae. The transcript is spliced from 2 exons. Bases 1 to 1155 code for a protein of 384 amino acids. The record is from RefSeq and is a predicted model, not a curated record.